AUUCAUUCAUCAAAUCAUGUACAUGAAAUAGGGUAGUAGGCAAUAUUUGUAAAAAUAAAUCAGAAUGUCAUUGCCAACUACGGGGAAUGGUUUGUCAUCUUCCCAAUCCAGCGCACCGGCAAUGUUUACCCAGAGUAACCAACGUGUCUUACAACCUCCUGCUUUAUCUAUUAUGGGGUUCAGGGGGAUGCCCCCAAUGCCCCACCACCCCCAAUUCGUCAUGAACUCACAAGGAGGAAUGAUCCAGUUACCCCAUGGGUUAAUGGUCCCCGGUUCUGAGGCCCCUACUGUUCCAACAUCAAAUCCAGCCAUGGCGUCCCGAUUUUCAGCAGAUAGAUUGCCGGUAGGUGGAAUCAAUGGUUCUAUUUCACCCCAACAGAUUCCAGACAGCAGUUCAGGAAGUCAAGCUGGUGGGAACCCAAUGUCUUUUGGAAACAUAACUGUCAAACAAGAAAUGGGUCAAGGGUCUAUGGUUCCACUCCAGUACCCACAACUUUCAUCAACAGAAAACAUGGGAACAAAUAUGUUUUCUGUGUCCAGUAGUGGAGUUCCAUUGUCAAAACAUAUCUGUGCAGUGUGUGGAGAUCGCGCAUCUGGGAAGCAUUAUGGAGUAUAUAGCUGUGAAGGGUGCAAAGGAUUUUUUAAAAGAACUGUUCGAAAGUAUUUGACGUACACUUGUAGAGAUGACAAGGAUUGUAUUAUUGAUAAGCGGCAAAGAAACCGCUGUCAGUAUUGUAGAUACCAGAAGUGUAUAACGAUGGGCAUGAAAAAAGAAGCGGUUUCCUCUUCCCCAGCUGUCCAGGAGGAACGACAGAAGAAUCGUGAGCAAGAUGAGUGUCAUGGUGAUGGAGGACAUGAUGACAUGCCUGUAGAUAAAAUACUUCAAGCAGAAUUGGCAUCAGAUCCAAAAAUGGAGGAACUAAUAAACAUGCAGGAGCCGAUAGACACAAGCGUGUGCAAAGCCGCUGAUCAUCAACUGUUUACAUUGGUAGAGUGGGCCAAGCGAGUGCCUAUGUUUGGUACAUUGCCAUUGGAUGACCAGGUCACGCUACUGAGAGCAGGAUGGAAUGAACUUCUGAUCGCUUCAUUCAGUCAUCGGAGCAUCGAGAUCCCUGAUGGCAUCAUCCUUGCUUCCGGACUCCGAGUUUAUCGGCAGAGUGCUCACUCUGCGGGGGUGGGAGCAAUAUUUGAUCGAGUUUUGACGGAAUUAAUUGCUAAGAUGAGAGACAUGUCAAUGGAUAGAACGGAGCUUGGAUGUCUUAGAGCGAUUGUUCUGUUUAACCCAGAUGCAAAAGACUUGACAGAUCCAGCUUACAUUGAAACAUUAAGAGAAAAGGUUUAUGCAUCGCUGGAGGUUUAUUGCAAAUCUAAAUAUCCUGACCAAGCUGGAAGAUUUGCAAAGCUUCUUCUUCGACUCCCAGCCCUGCGCUCUAUCGGCCUCAAGUGUCUUGAGCAUCUUUUCUUUUUCAAGUUGAUCGGCAACACUCCAAUUGAUCAGUUCCUCAUGGAUAAGCUGGCUCCCCAUGACACGGAAGCUACAAGCUCCCCAUCCACACAAGCCACACAGAACAAUGACAUUAACCUCGCUGGCGUCGCCAACCUGUGAUGUCACCACUGAUGAUGUCAUCAAUUGUGACGUCACGGUCGACGCAGGGAAAAAGCUCGUGGUCGAUGUAAAUAUGGAACAAUGCGACUUUCUGGCAUAGAUUGUGUCGUCAUAAGCACGGGAGACGUCACAGGUUAUGAAAGUUCAAUUUCAUAAAGUUUCGUGUAUUACUACGUCAUCAGACGUUUGUUACGUCACAGCUGCUUCGGGUGCAAUCAUGCGUGUGGAGAGUUUUAUUCUUAAGUGCCUGCUUACGUCAUCACAUGUUUAACCCUUGACCCAGUAAAGAGAUUUUCUGUAAAACGAAAAUAAACAACCUUUCCAUCCUUUUUAAUUUGGGUUUGAAACUUUUGCUUCGGUUGUACAGAGCUUCUGCAAUAUACGCGUUCGUAUUUAUUUCCAUCUCCGUGGCGACCUCUACCGGCCAACAUACGUCGGAUAUUAUUUUCAACGAUUGAACGGUUUUAUUAUUACGUCACAAUAAAAAAUUUGACAGAUGUUA
Molecule: messenger RNA, 2108 nt
Organism: Ciona intestinalis (vase tunicate)
Lineage: Eukaryota; Metazoa; Chordata; Ascidiacea; Phlebobranchia; Cionidae
Gene: rxr
Product: nuclear receptor
Biological process (GO): regulation of DNA-templated transcription
Cellular component (GO): nucleus
Molecular function (GO): nuclear steroid receptor activity; zinc ion binding; sequence-specific DNA binding
Source: RefSeq, a predicted model, not a curated record